GCCCCUUCCGGGCUGCAGGCGGGUCCCGCCUGAGGAGGGACGCCCGACCCCAGGGAAGGCGGUGGGCCCGGGCGAAGGCCGAGGGCGUGUGGUGGCGCCGGAGACAAGGUGCGGAGUGCGGUCGGGAUCCGUAGCCGCAGCCAAAAACGCAGAGAGCAGGAGCCCCGGAGCAGGGAGCCUCCGGCGGCCGCCUGCAGGAGUCCACAGUCAGCCUCCUUCUUCGGUGAGGACAGUGUCCUGGCCCCGAGUCUAUCGAGGAAAAAUGAAGUUAAGCCGCCAGUUCACCGUGUUUGGCAGCGCGAUCUUCUGUGUGGUGAUCUUCUCGCUCUACCUGAUGCUGGACCGGGGUCACUUAGACUACCCCAAGAGCCCGCGCCGCGAGGGCUCCUUUCCCCAGGGCCAGCUCUCAAUGUUGCAAGAAAAAAUAGACCAUUUGGAGCGUUUGCUAGCUGAGAAUAAUGAGAUCAUCUCAAACAUUAGAGACUCGGUCAUCAAUUUGAGUGAGUCUGUGGAGGAUGGUCCAAAAAGUUCACAAGGCAAUUUCAGCCAAGGUGCUGGCGCACCUCUUCUGCCAUCAAAACAGUUGUCCCUUGUAGUGGACCCUGAAGACUGUUCGUUCGCUUUGCAAAGUGGAAGUCGGAAUUCAGAUGUGCAGAUGUUGGAUGUUUACAGUCUAAUUCCUUUUGACAAUCCAGAUGGUGGAGUUUGGAAACAAGGAUUUGACAUUAGCUAUUUAUUUAAUGAAUGGGACUCUAAGCCCCUUCAAGUCUUUGUGGUGCCUCAUUCCCAUAACGACCCAGGUUGGUUGAAGACUUUUGAUGACUACUUUAGAGAGAUGACUCAGUAUAUUUUUAAUAACAUGGUCAUCAAGCUGAAAGAAGACUCACGGAGAAAAUUUAUGUGGUCUGAGAUUUCUUACCUUUCAAAGUGGUGGGAUACUAUAGAUAAGCCGAAGAAGGAUGCUGUUAAAAGUUUGCUACAGAAUGGUCAGUUUGAAAUUGUGACAGGUGGCUGGGUUAUGCCUGAUGAAGCUGCUCCACAUUAUUUUGCCUUAAUUGACCAACUAAUUGAAGGACAUCAGUGGCUGGAAAAAAAUCUAGGAGUGAAACCUCGGUCCGGUUGGUCUAUUGAUCCUUUUGGACAUUCACCAACAAUGGCUUAUCUCCUCAAACGCGCUGGAUUUUCUCACAUGCUUAUUCAGAGAGUUCACUAUGCAGUUAAAAAACAUUUUGCAUUGCAUAAAACGCUGGAAUUUUUUUGGAGACAGAAUUGGGAUCUGGGAUCUGGCACAGAUAUUUUUUGCCACAUGAUGCCUUUCUACAGCUAUGACAUCCCUCAUACGUGCGGACCUGAUCCUAAAAUAUGCUGCCAGUUUGAUUUUAAACGGCUUCCCGGAGGCAGAUUUGGUUGUCCCUGGGGAGUCCCCCCAGAAACAAUACAUCUUGGAAAUGUCCAAAAGAGGGCUGAGAUGCUUCUAGAUCAGUACCGAAAGAAGUCAAAGCUCUUCCGUACUACAGUUGUCCUGGCCCCACUAGGAGAUGAUUUUCGCUACUGUGAACGCAUAGAAUGGGAUCAUCAGUAUAAGAAUUAUCAGCUGCUUUUUGAUUAUAUGAAUUCUCAUCCUGAGUAUAAUGUUAAGAUACAGUUUGGGACUUUAUCAGAUUAUUUUGAUGCACUGGAUAAAGAAGAUGUAGCCAUUAGAAAGAAUAGCCAAUCCAUGUUCCCUGUUCUAAGUGGAGAUUUUUUCACUUAUGCUGACCGAGACGAUCAUUACUGGAGCGGCUACUUUACAUCCAGACCCUUCUACAAACGAAUGGAUAGGAUAUUGGAAUCCCAUCUAAGGGCUGCUGAAAUUCUUUACUAUUUCGCCCUGAAACAAGCUCAGAAAUACAAGAUAAGUAAAUUUCUUUCAUCAUCCCAUUACAUGGCACUGACAGAAGCCAGAAGAAAUUUGGGACUGUUUCAACAUCAUGAUGCUAUCACAGGAACUGCAAAAGAUUGGGUGGUUGUGGAUUAUGGUACCAGACUCUUUCAUUCAUUAACGAAUUUGAAGAAGAUAAUUGGAUAUUCUGCACUACUUCUUAUUUUGAAGGACAAAAACUCGUACAACCCUUACUCUUUUGAUAACCUCCUAGACAUGGAUUUGAAACAAAACUCACAAGGUUCUCUACCACAAAAAACUGUAAUAACACUGAGUGCAGAGCCAAGGUAUCUUGUGGUCUGUAAUCCUUCAGAACAAGACCGAAUCUCAGUGGUCUCAGUCUAUGUAAGUUCCCCCACAGCACAAGUGUCUUCUGCUUCCGGAAAGCCUGUGGAAAUUCAGAUGAGUGCAGUUUGGAAUACAGCAACUACUAUUUCACAGACAGCCUAUGAGAUCUCCUUCCUAGUGCAGAUGCCACCACUCGGACUGAAAGUGUAUAGAAUUUUGGAAUCAGCAAGUUCAGACCCACAUUUAGCUGAGUAUGUGCUGCAUAAUGGUAACGUAAAAGAUAAAGGAAUUUUCAACAUGAAGAAUGUAAAAAGUACUGAAGAAGAUAUAACUCUAGAGAACUCCUUUGUUAAACUUCGGUUUGAUCAGUCUGGGCUUUUGGAGGAAAUGAUAAAUAAAGAAGACAGUAAACAUCAUGAAGUAAAAGUGCAAUUUUCAUGGUAUGGAACCACCAGUAAAAAGGACAAAAGUGGUGCCUACCUCUUCUUACCUGAUGGGGAAGCCAAGCCUUAUGUUUACACAACACUGCCCUUUGUCAGAGUGCAACAUGGAAGGUUUUACUCAGACGUGACUUGCUUUUUGGAACAUAUUACCCAUAGAGUCCGACUGUACAACAUCCAAGGAAUAGAUGGACAGUCUGUGGAAGUGUCCAAUAUCGUGGACAUCCGAAAAGAACAUAACCGUGAGAUUGCAAUGAGAAUUUCUUCUAGCAUAAACAGUCAAAACAAAUUUUAUACUGACCUGAAUGGAUAUCAGAUUCAGCCUAGAAUGACAAUGAGCAAAUUACCUCUUCAAGCAAAUGUCUAUCCGAUGACUACAAUGGCCUAUAUACAGGAUACCAAGCAUCGCUUGACAUUACUCUCAGCUCAGUCUUUAGGGGUUUCAAGUUUGAAAAGUGGUCAGAUUGAAGUUAUCAUGGAUCGAAGACUCAUGCAAGAUGAUAAUCGCGGCCUUGAGCAAGGUGUCCAUGAUAACAAGGUUACAGCUAAUUUAUUUCGAAUACUACUGGAAAAAAGAAGUGUGAAUACGGAAGAAGAAAAGAAGUCAGUCAGUUAUCCUUCUCUCGUUAGCCACAUAACUUCCUCUUUCCUGAAUCAUCCUGUCUUUACAAUGACAGAAAAGAUCCCCGUGCCCACCCUUCAGCUGCUAGGUGAAUUCUCUCCGUUACUGUCAUCUUUGCCUUGUGACAUUCAUCUCGUUAAUCUGAGGACAAUACAGUCAAAGGUGGAUGGCAAGCAUUCCGAUGAGGCAGCCUUGAUCCUCCACAGGAAGGGGUUUGACUGCCGCUUCUCGAGCAGAGACACGGGGCUGCUUUGUUCCACAACCCAGGGAAAGAUUUUGGUACAGAAGCUUUUUAGCAUGUUUACUGUCGCAAGUCUCAUACCUUCAUCAUUAUCCUUGAUGCAUUCACCUCCAGACGCCCGAAAUAUAAGUGACAUCAACUUGAGUCCCAUGGAAAUCAGCACAUUCCGAAUCCAGUUGAGAUGAACCUGGCUUUCAGAUUUGGAUUGGGAAGCAUUGUCUUUUAUACACUUCUUGGUUUGACGUGCAAUAAGGAAGCACAUUAUUUUAGCUUCUGGCUACUGUGAGGACAUGAAUUCUGUGAUUGUUAUUAUAAUUAUUAUUAUUUUUUUUUUACUAGUACAGAAAGAAAAAAAAAAAGCCAUGCUAUAGCCAGUUUUUCUUUAAGUUCCAUCCAUGAAUCACCACCAUCAGUAUGAAUCGAUGCAACAAUGAAGGAAGAAAUGUCUAAAACAACCUCUCCACAGAUUGUAUCUCAGGUUAAAUGCUAACUAACUAUAUCUGUGUCGGGAGUUGUGAAGAGAUUGUUAUAAGUAUUCAUGUUGCUGAUCCUUCAUUAGUUUUACAAAAAUACCCAUUUUUACCAAAAUGGAAUAAAAAGCUGAAGGGUAAUAGCUAAUGGCCAAAAUGGUUGCAAUCGUUCAUACGCAUUCGAAAAAUUUUGUGUAUUGAGAUAUGUGGAAAAGUGCAAUCCAUCAACCCUUAUGAUAUCUGUACAUCAUUGAUCUUCACACCUUUUUCUAAUGUACCACUUGACCCCUCCCUUCUCACUCUUUGUAUUUCCAGAAAUAGCAGAUUUUGAAUCCUUCAAUAGUAGAAAAAGAGGCAUAUUUUCAUUACUUGACAAUGUGGGAUAGGUGCAAUUUAUUCCAUUGUCACUAAGAUAGAAAAAGCAAUCCCAUAGGUACCAUAACCUCUUUUAGGUACCACAAGGUGUCUUUUUACACAGCUCAUUUGAAUACAGAUGUUCGGAGAGGGGUUUUCUAUUUUAAAAAUAACCAUAUCAAAAUAAAUGUGCCUUAUUUUUUUAUAA
Messenger RNA from Neomonachus schauinslandi (Hawaiian monk seal), 4544 nucleotides. It is a transcript of the gene MAN2A1, whose product is annotated as mannosidase alpha class 2A member 1. Gene Ontology annotation, molecular function: alpha-mannosidase activity; carbohydrate binding. Bases 263 to 3697 code for a protein of 1144 amino acids. The transcript is spliced from 22 exons. The record is from RefSeq and is a predicted model, not a curated record. NCBI's taxonomy places the organism in Eukaryota, Metazoa, Chordata, Mammalia, Carnivora, Phocidae. Gene Ontology annotation, biological process: N-glycan processing; mannose metabolic process; protein deglycosylation. Gene Ontology annotation, cellular component: Golgi membrane.